Messenger RNA from Debaryomyces fabryi, 1704 nucleotides. RefSeq lists its product as uncharacterized. The record is from RefSeq and is a predicted model, not a curated record. Gene Ontology annotation, molecular function: amino acid transmembrane transporter activity. The coding region runs from base 1 to 1704 and encodes 567 amino acids. Gene Ontology annotation, biological process: amino acid transmembrane transport. Lineage: Eukaryota; Fungi; Ascomycota; Pichiomycetes; Serinales; Debaryomycetaceae. Gene Ontology annotation, cellular component: membrane. The transcript has a single exon.
AUGUCUAAGUUGAGAACAGAGAAAUCAAAUAAUUUAGAGGCGGUGGUCUCAGAGAUCGAACCGUAUUACUCUGAGUCUACGAAGGGAAGUCGCUGGACAGAAUUCAAGGAUUCGUUCAAAAGACAGGUUCCGGAGGACGAGGCCAAAGGGUCCAGUGGAACACAGAUGAAAAAAUCCAUCAGUAAAAGACAUUUAAGGUUAAUGGCAUUAUCUACUGGUCUCGGUACCGGGUUAUUAGUGGCAGCAGGAGCAAAAUUGGCUACUGCAGGUCCAUUAUUUCUUCUUGUUGGAUAUGCCGUGGUGGGCUAUUUCAUGUUGAUUCCCUGUAUAAAUGCUGUUGGAGAAUUAUCGGUUGCCUAUAACAAUUUACCUGGUGGGUUUCAGUCAUACUAUAGAAAGUUUAUGGAUGAAAGUAUUGCAUUCGCGGUCGGUUGGAAUUAUUGUUUCCAAUGGGCUACAGUCAUUUCCUUAGAGCUUGUCACUGCUGGGAUGACUAUCAAGUUUUGGACCACAUCUAUCAAUCCCGACGUUUUCGUGUUGAUAUUCCUAACAAUAGUUGUGUUGAUUAAUUUAGCCGGAGCCAAAGGUUACGGUGAAGCUGAAUUUUACAUGAAUAGUGUAAAGUUGCUCAUGUUGGGAGGUUUCGUAAUAUUCGGUAUCAUUAUUGAUUGUGGUGGAGGACCCCAAGGGUAUAUUGGAGGUAGAUACUGGCAUAAUCCUGGUGCAUAUACCAGUUUCAAAGGGUUGUGUAGUGUUUUUGUCACCUCGGCAUUCUCAUUAGGUGGUACCGAAUUCAUCUCUUUAUCAGCCGCAGAACAAGAAAAUCCCAGACAAUCCAUUCCAGCUGCAUGUAAGUUGGUGUUUUUCAGAAUCACUGUUUUCUUCCUUGGUUCAUUAGCAUUGGUUGGAUUGUUAGUCCCAUACAACUCUGACAAGUUAAUGGGUUCCGGAGAUUCCGGUACAUCCCCAUAUGUCAUUGCAGCACAAAUGCAUGGAGUGAAAGUCAUUCCUCAUAUAUUUAAUGCUGUCAUCUUGGUGUCGGUCACAUCUGUGGCUACAGCUGCAAUGUACUCAUCUACACGGUUAUUGCAAUCGUUGGCCGAGCAAGGUUACGCCCCGAAGUAUCUCAAUUACAUCGAUCGUGCCGGUAGACCGUUAAGGUGUUGGAUCGUCACCAUAUUUGCAUCACUUUUUGCAUUCAUUGCCACUUACGAGGAUGAAGAGGCUGUCUUCACCUGGUUGUUGUCUAUCUCUGCUUUGAGUUUUAUCUUUACCUGGGCCUGUAUCGAUGUCUGCCAUAUCAGAUUCAGGGCAGCCUUAAAAUACAACAACAUACCGUUGAGCUCCUUGGGUUAUGUGUCUAGUACCGGUACCAUUGGCUCCUAUAUCUCCUUCAUCCUCAACAUUUUAAUUCUUGUGUGUCAGUUUUGGGUCUCAUUAUUCCCUAUUGGCGGUGAUGGCUCUCCUAACGCCCUUUCAUUCUUCCAGAACUACUUGGGUGCAGUCGUAUUACUAGUCUUUUACGUAGGUCAUAAGCUCUAUACCAGAAACUGGAGCUUCUAUAUCAAGGUACAAGAUAUUGAUAUCGACGCCGACAGGACCAUCUACGACCCCGAAAUCUUGGAAUUAGAAAAUCUUGAAAACAAGCAGCGCUUCAAAAAUGCGCCUUUCUGGAAGAAGGUCUUGAUUUUCUGCUUCGAUUAG